UGUUCCCCUUCCUACUUCCCAGCCUGUCCCCUAGGGCAGUCUGACCCAUUCCUCUUGCUGCCCUAUAGAGCACCGGCCAGACCCGGCAAGGAGGACCCAACCCCACCAAUGCCAUCUUUUUGGCCACCAUCCCUCCCCUAGCCCACCCAGAAGGGCUCCUACCGGGAGGAAUUGAGGGCUGCAUUUCAUCCUUGGUUGCUGAGUCCAUGGCAGUCCUCGGAGGAGCUGGAGAUGAGAUGUGGCUCCUCAAUAUACUUCCCUGCAGACAGAUUCCUGUCUCAAAGUCGGCUUCCCAGAGAUCCUGACCUAAAGUAAAUGAUAAUAAAUAUUGAUGGUAUCAAACAUAACAAAACGGUACUAGCCAACACCUAACCCUUUCUACCUGCCAGGAACUGCUCUAAGUGCUUUACGUACAUGUGCGCAUAGUUUUGCAGCCGUGUCCGCAGAGAGGAAUUGCGCCGGGUUCCCUGGGAGGGCGCGGAGCGGAAGCGGAAACAGCGGCGCUGGCGCCGGCGGCCGGGUGGCCAGGAACGGAAGCGGAAGUGGCGGCGGCGCCGGCCUGGCCUGGCCUGGCUGAGGGGAGGCGGCGGGCUGGAGCGAUGGCGGAGGCCGGGCCGCAGGCGCCGCCGCCCCCGGGCACCCCAAGCCGGCACGAGAAGAGCUUGGGACUUCUCACCACCAAGUUCGUGUCGCUUCUGCAGGAGGCCAAGGACGGCGUGCUUGACCUCAAGCUGGCAGCUGACACCCUUGCUGUGCGCCAGAAGCGGCGGAUUUACGACAUUACCAACGUCCUGGAAGGUAUCGGGCUGAUCGAGAAAAAAUCCAAGAAUAGCAUCCAGUGGAAGGGUGUGGGGCCUGGCUGCAACACCCGGGAGAUUGCGGACAAGCUGAUUGAGCUCAAGGCUGAAAUCGAGGAGCUGCAGCAGCGGGAGCAAGAACUGGACAAGCACAAGGUGUGGGUGCAGCAGAGCAUCCGGAAUGUCACAGAGGACGUGCAGAACAGCUGCUUGGCCUACGUGACUCAUGAGGACAUCUGCAGAUGCUUUGCUGGAGAUACCCUCUUGGCCAUCCGGGCCCCGUCGGGCACCAGCCUUGAGGUGCCCAUCCCAGAGGGCCUCAAUGGACAGAAGAAAUACCAGAUUCACCUGAAGAGUGUGAGUGGCCCCAUUGAAGUGCUGCUGGUGAACAAGGAGGCAUGGAGCUCACCGCCUGUGGCAGUACCUGUGCCACCACCAGAAGAUCUGCUCCAGAGCCCACCUGCUGUCUCUACCCCUCCACCUCUGCCCAAGCCUACCCUGGCUCAGCCCCACGACACCUCACGCCCAAGCAGUCCCCAGCUGACCACCCCCACCCCUGUCACUGGCAUCACUGAAGCCCAGGGGGUGCCCGGUACAGCAGCUGAGAUCACAGUGAGUGGUGGCCCUGGAACGGACAGCAAGGACGGUGGUGAGCUCGGCUCCCUCCCACCGGGCCUGGCAGCCCUGGACACUCGGCCGCUGCAGUCCUCUGCCCUACUAGACAGCAGCAGCAGCAGCAGCAGCAGCAGCAACAGCAGCUCAUCCGGACCCAACCCUUCUACCUCCUUUGAGCCCAUCAAGGCAGACCCCACAGGAGUUCUGGAACUCCCCAAAGAGCUGUCAGAAAUCUUUGAUCCCACACGAGAAUGCAUGAGCUCAGAGCUGCUGGAGGAGCUGAUGUCCUCAGAAGUGUUUGCCCCCCUCCUCCGCCUUUCUCCACCCCCCGGAGACCACGAUUACAUCUACAACCUGGACGAGAGUGAAGGUGUCUGUGACCUCUUCGAUGUGCCUGUUCUCAACCUCUGACUGACAGGGACAUUCCCUGUGUGGCUGGGACACAGACUAUGUGACCUGGGGGCUGCCUGAGGACCUCCCCUGCUCUAUCCCUACACGGCUUGAGAGCCACAGACUCCUGGCUUCCCCAGCCUUCCCUCACUGCAGUUCUGAUCAAAACUCCCACUCCUGCACGAUUAGAGCACCUGUACCGUGCUAGGAAAGCAGGGGAAAGGGGCUCAGCCCCCUUCACCAUGGAGCCAGAGUGUUUGCCUCUCCUUUUCUGGGGCUUUCCCCCACCUCAUGCCCUCUCAGAGCCCUCUCAGAGCCAAGGCUCGGCUGCCACUCAGUGGCACAGAACUGAAGACCUGCCAUCAUCCCCAUAGGGCAGCUUGUCCAGCCCCACUGCCCUGUUCCAGCCAACACCUCCCACUCUGGGGAGGGAAGCUGAGGGUGGAGCCAGAUGCUUGUCAGCACCACUCCGAGCCUCCUUCAUUUCUCCCCACCCCUGACCCUGCAGCUCCCCCUAGACCUCUCCUGUGUACCCCUCAUCUGCUGGACCUUUAGCUCUGAGUACCUAGGGGGGGUGGGGAGGAGAAUGGCUGUCAACCAGAAGGAACAGAGGUCUUUAGCUAGAAAUCUGGGCAGGUGAGCCCCUGAGGAUUGGCCCAAUCUCCUGCUGCCCUGUAGACCAACCCUCCCUUCUUGUUUAUUCAUUUACCCUCAUUUAGAGCCAUUUGCAGAGAUUUAGAAAGAUUUGCAGUAACGAAUGGAUUCCUAUAUAAAGAUUAUUUUUAUACUUUUUGCAGCAAAAGGAAAUUGUAAUAUUUGUACAGUAUCCAAGUGAAUAAAAAAAGACCAUGCCUAAGGCUA
Messenger RNA from Nyctereutes procyonoides (raccoon dog), 2663 nucleotides. It is a transcript of the gene E2F4, whose product is annotated as E2F transcription factor 4. The record is from RefSeq and is a predicted model, not a curated record. Bases 600 to 1823 code for a protein of 407 amino acids. The transcript is spliced from 12 exons. Gene Ontology annotation, biological process: regulation of transcription by RNA polymerase II. Gene Ontology annotation, cellular component: RNA polymerase II transcription regulator complex. Gene Ontology annotation, molecular function: protein dimerization activity; RNA polymerase II cis-regulatory region sequence-specific DNA binding; DNA-binding transcription factor activity, RNA polymerase II-specific. Lineage: Eukaryota; Metazoa; Chordata; Mammalia; Carnivora; Canidae.